AUGGCGCCCACCAAGGACACCAUGUUCCGCUCAGCGGACAUGUCCUUGACCCAGCUUUACAUUGCCAACGAGAUUGGCCGCGAGGUCGUGUCUGGCCUCGGCGAGCUCGGAGUGAUGGAUUUCAGAGAUCUCAACUCGGAGACGACCGCUUUCCAACGCACCUUUACUCAGGAGAUCCGCCGCCUCGACAACGUAGAGCGCCAGCUCCGCUACUUUCGCGCCCAGAUGGAGAAGUCCAACAUCGCGAUGCGCUCCAUCUACGACUUCAACAACCCCUUCACAGCGCCUUCGGCCUCUGAAAUUGACGAGCUUGCGGACAAGAGCCAGAGCUUGGAACAGAGAAUCGCCUCGUUGAACGAGAGCUACGAGACAUUGAAGAAGCGCGAGGUGGAGCUGACAGAGUGGCGUUGGGUGCUGAGAGAGGCGGGUGGCUUCUUCGACAGGGCCCGAGGCCAAACCGAGGAAAUCCGGCAUUCUGUCGAUGACGAUGACGCGCCGCUACUCCAGGACGUCGAGCAGAACGGAAACGGAAACGGUGAUGCCGGUGCGGAGCGAUCCUUUACGGGCAUGAACAUCGGCUUCGUUGCCGGUGUCAUCCCCCGCGAACGCAUCGCCGCCUUUGAGCGCAUCUUGUGGCGUACUCUCCGUGGCAACUUGUACAUGAACCAGUCGGAGAUCCCCGAGCCCAUCAUCAACCCCGAGAACAACGAGGAGACCAGCAAGAAUGUCUUCAUCAUCUUCGCCCACGGCAAGGAGAUCAUCGCCAAGAUCCGAAAGAUCUCAGAGUCACUUGGUGCCGACCUCUACAGCGUUGACGAGAACAGCGAGCUACGCCGGGACCAGAUCCGCGAAGUCAACACCCGAUUGAGCGACCUCGCUAGCGUUCUCAAGAACACAAAGUCGACACUGGAUGCUGAAUUGACUGCGAUUGGACGGAACCUUGCGGCUUGGAUGGUCGUCAUAAAGAAGGAGAAGGCUACCUAUGAGACACUGAACAAGUUCUCAUACGACCAUCAACGCAAGACGCUUAUUGCGGAAGCAUGGGCUCCUACCAACUCCCUCGGACUGAUCAAGUCGACCUUGUCGGAUGUCAACGAGCGUGCCGGUCUCUCCGUACCUACCAUCGUCAACCAGAUUAAGACGACCAAGACGCCACCAACAUACUUCAAGUCGAACAGGUUCACUCUGGGUUUCCAGACCAUCAUCGACGCCUACGGAACGAUCAAGUACCGUGAAGUCAACCCCGCUCUGCCGGCCAUUGUCACUUUCCCUUUCAUGUUCGCCGUCAUGUUCGGUGAUGCUGGACACGGUGUCAUUCUUACUCUCGCGGCUUGCGCUAUGAUUUACUUUGAAAAGCGACUGGAACGCAGCAAGCUUGAUGAGCUGUUUUCAAUGAUGUUCUACGGUCGUUACAUUGUCUUCAUGAUGGGCAUCUUCUCCAUCUACACCGGUCUUCUCUACUGCGACGCCUUCUCUCUUGGAUUGCCCUGGUUCAAGUCCAUGUGGGUGUGGGACAACGACGGCAAGGGCCCGACCUCUUCUCGUGUUGAAGGUUACACAUACCCCUUUGGCUUGGACUACCGCUGGCACGACACCGAGAACGACCUUUUGUUCUCGAACAGUUACAAGAUGAAGCUUAGUAUCUUGCUCGGUUGGACCCACAUGACCUUCUCGCUGAUGUGGUCGCUUGUCAACGCUCGCUACUUCAAGACUAAGAUCGACAUCUGGGGCAACUUUGUUCCUGGUAUGAUCUUCUUCCAGUCCAUCUUUGGUUACCUCGCCUUCACCAUUGUGUACAAGUGGACCAUCGACUGGCCUGCGCGCGGCGAGAGCCCGCCCAGUCUGCUCAACAUGUUGAUCUACAUGUUCCUCAGCCCGGGUACACUCGAGGCUGGCACUUCACCGCUCUACCCAGGCCAAGCGACUGUGCAGGUUAUCCUCCUGCUCAUGGCGCUUGCCUGCGUUCCCAUCCUGCUGUUCCUGAAGCCCUUUUACCUUCGCUACGAGCACAACAAGGCUCGCGCGCUUGGCUACCGCGGCAUCGGCGAGAGCACCCGCGUCAGCGCCAUGGACGACGAUGACGACGAGACUGAUGGCCGUCAGAACGGACGUGAGAGCUUUGGAGAUGACGACGAUGGCAUUGCCAUGAUUACACAAGACAUUGGCCACGGUGAGGAACACGAGGAAUUCGAAUUCAGUGAAGUCAUGAUCCACCAAGUCAUUCACACCAUUGAAUUCUGCCUCAACUGCGUCUCACAUACUGCCUCAUACCUCCGUCUCUGGGCCCUAUCCCUCGCCCAUCAACGUCUCUCCAUUGUGCUCUGGGAAAUGACCAUGAAGAACGCCUUUGCCUUUACUGGCGUCGCAGGUGCCUUCGUCAUGGUCUUUGUCUUCUACUUCUGGUUCGCGCUUACCGUCGCCGUGCUGUGUGUCAUGGAAGGUACAAGUGCCAUGUUGCAUUCGUUGCGUCUGCAUUGGGUCGAGGCUAUGAGCAAGCAUUUCAUCGGUGACGGUGUGGCGUUUGAGCCGUUUAGCUUCAAGGUUUUGCUGGAAGAGGAGCCGGUGGAGUAA
This is a messenger RNA of Pyrenophora tritici-repentis Pt-1C-BFP, 2571 nucleotides long. RefSeq lists its product as uncharacterized. Gene Ontology annotation, biological process: vacuolar acidification; proton transmembrane transport. NCBI's taxonomy places the organism in Eukaryota, Fungi, Ascomycota, Dothideomycetes, Pleosporales, Pleosporaceae. Gene Ontology annotation, molecular function: proton-transporting ATPase activity, rotational mechanism; ATPase binding. The record is from RefSeq and is a predicted model, not a curated record. Gene Ontology annotation, cellular component: fungal-type vacuole membrane; proton-transporting V-type ATPase, V0 domain; vacuolar proton-transporting V-type ATPase complex.